Molecule: messenger RNA, 1059 nt
Organism: Ustilaginoidea virens
Lineage: Eukaryota; Fungi; Ascomycota; Sordariomycetes; Hypocreales; Clavicipitaceae
Exons: 3
Coding region: 1-1059 (352 amino acids)
Biological process (GO): DNA-templated DNA replication; DNA repair
Cellular component (GO): Rad17 RFC-like complex; nucleus; Elg1 RFC-like complex
Molecular function (GO): DNA clamp loader activity; ATP hydrolysis activity; DNA binding
Source: RefSeq, a predicted model, not a curated record
AUGGCUCUCAUUGUCGACAAGCAUCGGCCCCGGUCUCUAGAAGCUCUCUCGUACCAUCCCGAGCUCUCACAACGCCUAAAAGCCCUAGCCCAAAGCGGCGACUUCCCCCAUCUCCUCGUCUACGGCCCCUCGGGCGCCGGCAAGAAAACCAGGAUCGUCGCCACGCUCAAGGAGCUCUACGGCCCCGGCGUCGAAAAGAUCAAGAUCGACUCGCGCGUGUUCCAGACCACCAGCAACCGCAAGCUCGAGUUCAACAUUGUCGCCUCGGUGUACCACCUGGAGAUUACGCCGUCCGACGUCGGCAACUACGACCGAGUUGUCGUGCAGGACCUGCUCAAGGAGGUGGCGCAGACGCAGCAGGUGGACCAGUCUGCGAAGCAGCGCUUCAAGGUGGUGGUGAUCAACGAGGCGGAUCAGCUCACGCGCGACGCGCAGGCCGCGCUGCGCCGCACCAUGGAGAAGUACUCGCCCAACCUGCGCUUGAUCCUGCUCGCCAACUCGACGGCCAACAUCAUUGCGCCCAUCCGGUCGAGAACGUUGCUGGUGCGCGUGGCUGCGCCCACGCACGAGGAGAUAUGCCGUGUUUUGGCUGCGUCUGCUAAGAAGGAGAAUUGGGAGGUGACCAAGGGCCUGCACGAGAGAAUAGCGGUGGAGAGUGGGAGGAAUCUACGACGAGCGCUUUUGAUGUAUGAGGCGGUUUAUGCGCAAAAUGAAAAGGUGACGGAUAGUACGCCAAUUCCGCCGGCAGAUUGGGAGGCGCUGGUUGGGCAGAUUGCCCGGGAAAUCAUGGAUGAGCACACCCCGGCCAGGAUAUUGCAGGUGCGGUCGAAGCUGUACGACCUGCUGACACAUUGCAUACCGGCUACGACGAUUCUCAAGACGCUGACGUUCAAGCUGCUGGCGCUUAUCGACGACGGGUUGAAGGGCGAGGUGAUUCAGUGGUCGGCGUUUUACGAGCACCGGAUCAAGACUGGGACAAAGGUGAUUUUCCACCUGGAGGCGUUUGUUGCCAAGUUUAUGCGCGUCUUUGAAAUGUACCUCAUGAGCAUGGAGAUGUAA